Messenger RNA from Tripterygium wilfordii, 2031 nucleotides. RefSeq names its product phosphomevalonate kinase, peroxisomal-like. Gene Ontology annotation, biological process: isopentenyl diphosphate biosynthetic process, mevalonate pathway. The coding region runs from base 237 to 1766 and encodes 509 amino acids. NCBI's taxonomy places the organism in Eukaryota, Viridiplantae, Streptophyta, Magnoliopsida, Celastrales, Celastraceae. Gene Ontology annotation, cellular component: peroxisome. The transcript has 10 exons. The record is from RefSeq and is a predicted model, not a curated record. Gene Ontology annotation, molecular function: phosphomevalonate kinase activity; ATP binding.
UGGUGGCUAGGUAGGCAAACGUUUUGUCAGAGAGCCAGCGAGCGAGAGCUUCGUCGUCUUUUGCUCGAAUUUCACAUUGCGAAUCCGCGGGAGCUGCUUGAGUAACUUGUGACUAUCCGCCAUUUUGAAUUCGAUUUCUGAUAGACGUUUUAUCUUCAAUUGAAACGAUUCUUCUGAUUGAACUUGAUCUCCAGCUGAAUCAGAUUGCGAGUUGCACAGAGAGAAGAAUAAGAGCAAUGGCUGUAGUUGCUUCUGCUCCUGGGAAGGUAUUGAUUACUGGGGGUUAUCUUAUUUUAGAGAGACCGAAUGCUGGAAUUGUACUUAGUACAAAUGCCCGAUUCUAUGCGAUUGUGAAACCGCUUCAUGAAGAAAUUAAGCCUGAUAGCUGGGCAUGGGCCUGGACAGAUGUGAAAUUGACAUCUCCUCAACUCUCGAGAGAAAGUAUGUAUAAGUUGUCACUGAAAAAUUUGAUGCUUCAGUGUGUCUCUUCAAGUGAAUUGAGAAACCCUUUUGUGGAACAAGCAGUGCAAUAUGCUGUAGCAGCUGCGCAUGCAACAUUUGAUAAACCUAAGAAGGAUGUCUUGCAGAAACUACUACUGCAAGGUCUUGAUAUCACGGUCUUAGGUAGCAAUGACUUCUAUUCGUAUCGCAAUCAGAUUGAAUCAUGUGGACUGCCCUUGACACCUGAAGCGCUUGCAAUGCUCCCUCCUUUCACAUCAAUAAGUUUCAACACAGAUGAUUCUAAUAGAGGAAAUUACAAGCCUGAGGUUGCAAAAACUGGGUUGGGCUCCUCUGCAGCAAUGACAACUGCUGUUGUUGCUGCAUUACUUCAUUACCUUGGAGUGGUUGAUCUUUCCUCUUUGUCUGGAGAAAAACACAAAGAAACAAAUGAUUCUCAAGAUCUUGAUUUAGUCCAUAUAAUAGCUCAAAGCGCCCACUGUAUUGCACAAGGAAAAGUUGGCAGUGGGUUUGAUGUCAGUUCUGCGGUUUAUGGAAGUCAGCGUUAUGUUCGGUUUUCACCUGAAGUGCUUUCUACUGCUCAGAAUGCAGCAAAAGUAUUACCAUUACAGGACUUCAUUCUUGACAUCCUAAAAGGAAAAUGGGACCAUGAAAGGAAAAGGUUUUCUUUACCACCAUUGAUGACUCUUCUACUAGGGGAACCUGGAACUGGUGGAUCGUCCACACCAUCAAUGGUGGGUUCUGUGAAAAAGUGGCAAAAGUCUGACCCUCAAAAAUCGCAUGAAAUGUGGAUAAGGUUGUCAGAGGCCAACUUUGCACUUGAAACACAACUUAGCAUGCUAAGCAGACUUGCUGAGGAAUGUUGGGAUGUGUAUAAACAUGUCAUAAGCACCUGCAGCAGGCUUAGGUCUGAGAAGUGGGUGGAGCAAGCCAAAGAGCCAAACCAAGAGGUAAUCAUAAAAGCACUGUUAGGAGCAAGAGGUGCCAUGCUUGAUAUUAGGAACCAUAUGCGUCAGAUGGGUGAGGCUGCUGGUAUUCCGAUAGAACCCAAUUCACAAACUCAGCUUUUGGAUGCUACUAUGAGCAUGGAAGGAGUUCUGUUGGCUGGAGUUCCCGGAGCAGGUGGUUUUGAUGCAAUAUUCACUGUUGCCUUGGGGGAUUCUAGCAGCUACAUAGCAAAAAUCUGGAGUUCUAUCAAUGUUCUAGCGCUAUUAGUUAGAGAAGAUCCUUAUGGUGUUUCUUUAGAAAGUGGAGAUCCGCGAAUUCAAGAAGUUUCAUCAGCAAUUUCUUCAGUUCAUAUUGAGUAAGCAUAUUUGCUAUUGUAGUUUAUAUGUUUUCUGACAAUCACAAAUUUCGGUGGCGGAUGCAAUUUGGUAAUAAUUCCUUUUGGUUUGGAAUUUGGGAACCAGUUGAGUUGAAAAGGGGGUUUUCUUUCUUUUAUAGUUCUGUGUAAUAUGACUAGGAACCCUUGACUAAACAUUCGAAUAGGAUUUGUACCUUAUGUAAUGUUUUACAACAGUCUGCAAUAAAAGAUUCCAUCUGUAAAAUGGUGGAACUGGUUCUGAUCUCUGA